AUGUCUUCUCCUACACCCACAAAGUUGCGGGCACUCUAUCGCUCGUUCCUACGCGAACUUCCAUCUCGCCCCUUCACGCAAAACUCCCGCUCUCCACUACAAUCUCGCAUUCGCAAAACCAUAGCCUCGGAAACAAACACACCAAUCGAGCAAGCCGAGCAAUUCCUUCAAUAUGUCAAGGCACAAAGGAUGUAUGCUACAUUACUUGAGAGAUACAAUCCAGGAAUGAAUAUGGAUGAUGAAGAAAGAAUUCGUUUGACUGCUAGGAGGGUAGGAAUGGAUUUGCCGGAAGAAUUUUCGUAUGGGGAGAAGGGCACUGGAGGCAAAGUGCAAUGA
This is a messenger RNA of Sclerotinia sclerotiorum 1980 UF-70, 336 nucleotides long. RefSeq lists its product as hypothetical. Gene Ontology annotation, biological process: mitochondrial proton-transporting ATP synthase complex assembly. The record is from RefSeq and is a predicted model, not a curated record. Gene Ontology annotation, cellular component: mitochondrial matrix. The transcript has a single exon. Lineage: Eukaryota; Fungi; Ascomycota; Leotiomycetes; Helotiales; Sclerotiniaceae. The coding region runs from base 1 to 336 and encodes 111 amino acids.